Messenger RNA from Corvus hawaiiensis (hawaiian crow), 2230 nucleotides. RefSeq names its product ALS2 C-terminal like (gene ALS2CL). The transcript has 16 exons. Bases 470 to 2215 code for a protein of 581 amino acids. The record is from RefSeq and is a predicted model, not a curated record. Lineage: Eukaryota; Metazoa; Chordata; Aves; Passeriformes; Corvidae.
AAAAGAGUCCAAAAAAAAGCAGGAAAGGAGUUGGAGCCGGGAAUUUUCCUGCCGGGAUCAUUCCCAUGGAUUCCCGGCUGAUCCCAAGGUCCCGCUGGAAUGUGGAUAACGAUGGAGAAUUCCCGCUUCCGUGAAAACCGUGGAGCGAGGAAUUCCCGCGGCAUUCCCAAAGAUCCCGGCUGGGAGCGAUCCCACAUUUCAGGCUGCCCAAAUCCAGGGACAAUUCCAGGGAUAAUGGGAAAGACCUGGAGCUGAUCAAGAAUUCCAAGGAAAAGCGACGCCGUUGUUCCCUAAAAACCGGGAGCAGCUUCUCCCGACGAAAUUCCGGGAGAUUUUGGAAAUAAAAUUCCAAAAAGGAUAAAAAGAGCAAAUGAAAUUUAAAAUUUAAAUUUAAAAUUCCAGAGGUGUUUUCCCCAAAAAACCUGCGUCCGUCGAGAUAUCCCAGAUUUUUUUCUCCCGGUUUUUGGCGAUGUCCGAGGCUGGAAUAACGGGAUCCCUGCUCCAAGAGGAGGAAAACUUCUCCUCCUGCCUGGCCCGGAUCGACGCCCUCAUCCUCAAACCUCUGCUCCAGGCAGAGCCCAAGGAUCCGAAGGAAAAGGAGAACUUCCGGCUCUUGGCGCUCCUCAACGAGCGCUUCCAAGCCCUCUGGAAUUUCACGGAGGAGAAUUCCCGGAUCCUGAGGGGAAAAUGCGGCAGCUCCGAAUCCGGCUGCAUCCAGGAUUUUUACAUCAUCUGGAAAGGCGACCUUUUCCUGAGCCUCUGCAUCCAGUAUUUCGUCGCCUUCGCCAACUUUGUCGUCGUGCAGGGAUUCGAACAGGCCGCCAAGAGCAGGAGCGAGGCCUGGAAGCUCCACAAGCCGGUGCUGAAACAAUUCCUGAGGGAUUUCACCUCGGAGAGCUCCCUGGCCUUGGCCCUGCAUUCCGUGCUCCACAAACCCCUCCGGAAUCACAUCCAGAGCUACCUCCGGCUCCUCUCCCAGCUCCAGGAGCAGCUCCAAGAGGAAUGCGAGAAGGACGUGGUGGGCUCGGUUCUGCGGGAAUUCGGGAAGCUGGAAUCUUUCAGCAGCCAGGUCCUGGAUGAGGCCUGGCUCACCAAGGAGCUGUGGAAAUCCUUGGGAUACAAAUUUACCGACGUGCUGUGCGUUCCCGAGAGGAGGCUCCUGGAGGACAGCAGGAACCUGCCCGUGGCUGCCGGCGCCGCCCGCUCCGAGCGCAUCCUGCUCUUCGACGACGUCCUGGUGCUGAUCCAGGGAAACAGCUUCCAGAGUUUCGAUCUGAAGCUGGUGUGGGUGGAUGAAAAGUGCGGAGAGAAAUCGGCUCCGGGAUCGUACGGACUGCGCAUCACAACUCCGGAAGAAACCUUCGUCCUCUCCGCCAAGGAGCCCCAAAUAAAGGCCGCGUGGCGCUGGAAGCUGGAGCAGGCCGUGCGCCAGGCGCUCCACGGCAAGCGGGAUUUCCCUCUCUGGGGCCACGCUGGCCAAGGCGGCGCCGCUCCGAGCCACCGCUUCUUCUCCUACACCUUCGGCGCGGCCGGCCGGCUCCGAGGGGCCACCUACGAGGGCGAGUGGCGCUGGGGGAAGCCCCAUGGCAAGGGGACACUGAGGUGGCGCGAUGGACGCAACCACGUCGGGGAUUUCCAGGAGGGCCUGGAGCACGGGUUUGGGAUCUGCCUGGUCCCGCGGCGCUCCGAGGACCGCUACGACUGCUACAAGUGCCACUGGUACCAGGGCAAGAUGAGGGGCUACGGAAUCUGUGAGUAUGGGAAUGACACGGUCUACAAGGGCUACUUCAAGGACAACGUGCGCCAAGGCUUUGGGAUCCUGGAGAACUUCUCGGCCGAGCAUCCCUUCAAAUACACGGGACAAUGGGAAAACGACAAAAAGAAUGGAUAUGGGAUCUGGGAAGACAGGGAGAGAGGCGAGAGAUACAUCGGGAUGUGGCUGGAUGACCACAGGCACGGAGCCGGCAUCGUGGUGACCCAGUCAGGGAUCUGCUUCCAGAGGACAUUCCAUGCCGAUAAAAUGGUGGGUUCCGGAAUUCUGCUGCUGGAAGACGACUCCGUCUACGAAGGGAACUUCACGGAAGAUCUGACCUUCGUAGGAAAGGUGGGAAUCUCCUCCCUCUCCUCCCGGAAUUGCCGCGUGGAUUCAUCAGCCAAGGGUCCUUCCGGGAAAAAAAAAAAAUCCCCCUUUGCCUGGGUUUCGGGAUCUUUUUAGCGCAGAAGGAGCGGA